Messenger RNA from Ostrinia nubilalis (European corn borer), 870 nucleotides. RefSeq lists its product as uncharacterized. Bases 1 to 870 code for a protein of 289 amino acids. Gene Ontology annotation, molecular function: zinc ion binding. The transcript is spliced from 3 exons. Lineage: Eukaryota; Metazoa; Arthropoda; Insecta; Lepidoptera; Crambidae. The record is from RefSeq and is a predicted model, not a curated record. Gene Ontology annotation, cellular component: nucleus.
AUGUCCAAAGGUGACAAAACAAUUAUCUGUCGCGUGUGUUUACGCUCCGACAUCAAGAUCCGCAAAAAAUGUAUAUCGCUCUUCGAAAGACACAAGGAUGCUCUCAUUUGUGACAAUAUAAGCUCCAUCGCAAAUGUUGUGAUAAAACAGAACGACGGUUUGCCCAGCGAGAUAUGCCCAGAUUGCCUUUUGGAGUUGGACACAGCGGUCACUUUCAAAGCAAAAUGUGAGAAUUCAAAUAUCAUUUUGCUGGGUACUCUUCCAGGUAACCAAAUUACGCAGCUAACAGAAUUCUCAAUUGAUAUGAAAUUGGAACAGAUAAAAAAAGAGGAACCUGAUGACUAUGUUGAUGAUAAAGACUUUGAGGUCGAAUAUCUGGACACUGACGUUGACUUCGGUUUGGAUCUUGAUCAAAUAGGUAAACAAGAAACACAAAUAGAAACAUUAAAUGCGAAACCAAAUAAAGAAACUCAAUUUGAGUGUCACGACUGCGGUGAAUUCUUCAAAAGUAAAUGUAAGUUAAAAGUUCACUGGAAACGUGUUCAUCUCUUGGAGAAAUUAGUGUGUGAAACAUGCAAGCGUGCCUUCAAGUCUACCAAAGCUUAUCUCAAAUAUGCUAGAAGGGACUCACGAGAUAAGCAUGUAAGAGCCAAGCAUAAUUUCCUAUUUUCUAACAUGAAUAAUUUUAUUGUUAAGAAAGAAAAACCACCAAUAAAUCCAUCGGAUGAAAAUGAAAAAGUCUUCAUAGAAGUUGAUGUUGCUCCCAUCCUGACCACUAUUAAAAGUGAAAUCGACUUUCACACAAUGGCCAAAUUCGCAAUAGUGCACCAAAUGAUUAUCACGUGCGACGGUGACAUGCAGGCUCCAUGA